Melozone crissalis (California towhee) is the source of this 3789-nucleotide messenger RNA. It is a transcript of the gene BLOC1S2, whose product is annotated as biogenesis of lysosomal organelles complex 1 subunit 2. Bases 41 to 466 code for a protein of 141 amino acids. Gene Ontology annotation, molecular function: gamma-tubulin binding. Gene Ontology annotation, biological process: endosomal transport; lysosome localization. Lineage: Eukaryota; Metazoa; Chordata; Aves; Passeriformes; Passerellidae. The record is from RefSeq and is a predicted model, not a curated record. The transcript has 5 exons. Gene Ontology annotation, cellular component: BLOC-1 complex; BORC complex; gamma-tubulin complex.
CGGAGGAGGCGGCUCCGGCCGUGGGAGCGGCUGUGUGCCCAUGGCGGCCGCGGCGGAGGGGCCGCCCGAGGCCGGCGCGCAGCCCGCCAAGCAGGAUCCUGCUAUUGAAACUGCAGAGGAAGCUAAGGAGCCAGCAGAAGCAGAUAUCAAUGAACUCUGCAAAGACAUGUUCAGCAAAAUGGCCACUUACUUGACAGGUGAACUGACAGCCACCAGUGAAGACUACAAACUCUUGGAAAACAUGAAUAAGCUGACUAGCUUGAAGUACUUAGAAAUGAAAGAUAUUGCUAUAAACAUCAGUAGAAAUCUGAAGGAUUUAAACCAAAAAUAUGCUGAUCUUCAGCCAUAUCUGGAACAGAUAGACUUAAUUGAGGAACAGGUUGCAGCUCUGGAGCAGGCAGCUUAUAAACUGGAUGCAUAUUCCAAAAAACUUGAAGCCAAGUACAAAAAACUGGAGAAACGAUGAAAUGACCAUAGUCUGUAAGCUGGAGUUGGGCAGUGAAUCCGACUGAUCUCUGGUUUUGCACAGCAGCAAAUUCUGUAUGUUGACAAGGAUUUGGUUUACAACUGACAUGGAGUCUGGGACUUUUUCCAGCUAUUGGUAGGCUGUGUUCAGGCUUAAGGCUGAAUAAUAUUUUCCUCUUCUCAAGGGGUACUGUUGCCUCAGUUCUGCAGUGAAAAGUAGAAGGCUGUCUUUUAACUCAUGUCAGUAUUGGCUAUAUGUGUGUUAGUCCUGUUCUCCACAUGAAAUACUUGGUCUAGGGAAUGUCUUCCAUAAUCUGUAAAGAUAUUUUCCCUUAGUAGCAGCUGGACCUAAACUUCAAUUUUUCCUUCAUUGGGUUCUGUGUUGGGAAGAUACCUGGAACUUUGGACUUAAUGGGUGGGGUAUUGAAAACACUUCAUUUUGGUGUCCCCUUUUAUCUGUUUGAAAUAGAGAGACAAAUUUACAAUAAAAUUGCUGUAUAUAUUUCUCUGGAAUCUCAGCUUCUGUUGGAAAGAUUACACAAGCUGUUUUUUUUAUUUUUUAAAGGGAUCUGUUAAUAAAGACAAACUCCUUCAAGCUAUUAGGGAUGAUAGAAGAGAACAUGUUUUAAACGUCUGCAUCAAGUAUUCCUGCCAUUAUAUUCUUUGAGUGUCUGGACCUCUGGUGAAGUUUCAAGACAUAUUACUUUUAUUACUUGCUCAGUUGACUUAGCAGACCCUUUCUCUACUUCACCAGUGAAUUUUGAUCCUAGUAGUUUUUGAAGUGGCAUGCCUACCACAAAAAUCUACUUCUCUACUAGGUUAACAACGUUCCAAAUUGCUGAUUUGGCAGAGCCCUUUGUACUGAACAGUUAUUCGUGCUACUCCAAGGAUAUUUUUUUUGUACCUGCUGACCUUAAGUAAUUCAGGCUGGCUUUUGAGUGAGUUGUGGUUGAAGACAGUGCAAGUGCUGUAUGUAAGAAGGAAGUGGUUCAAACUUAAGAGUGUUUACAAGUCAGGUGCUAGUGUGAUAAAGAUCAUCAUGCUGUCAGGCUGUGUACAGCCAUUGUUUAGUCAGGAUGGACACUUUUCCCUAGUGCUCUUUUUGAAGAGUGAAGCAGAUGACUUUUGAGUGCCUUCACCAUCACUUUGAAAAUCCUGGGUUUGAUAUAGAAAUAGCAUUUCUGUGCUCAUGGUGUUACCUGGCAGGACUGCAGGGGAACACAGGGAGGCACCAUUCCAGCAGGGAAAACCACAGAUCCCACAGGAAAGGCACAGGAUGGACCAUGGGCUGUUCCUCUUGAAAAAGUUGCUUUUCUGUGUGUACAAAAUACAGUGCCAUUUUAAAACUACAAGGUUGAAAACCUCCAGGGGCUCUGAAGAUGGAAAUCCUUCUAGCCAUGCACUGUCACCAAGUGCUCAAUGUUUUCAGGUAAGAAAGGUAAGAAAUAGUUCCUUCACAAACUCUUUGAGUAUUCCACCUCCAGAAAGCAAAAAUGAGAGAAGGGCUUGUCCCACAAUAGACUUUGUUUUUGAGAGGAAAUUUUAGAGAUGGACUUCCUGGCUGGCUGGAAGAGUGUGAGAGUGGCAUCCUAGUUAGGCUAAGAGCUGACAGCUAUGUUCCCAGUUGUGUCUCUGAGUAACUGUUACCCCCCCUGCCUGAGGGACCUCUGGUAGGAUCCACUGGUAGAAUCCACAUCAUGUCAAGGAUGGCAGGUCCUUGGAGAGUAGCACCAUGGAAGAGACACAGGUGUGGGUGAACAGCAUUGUACUGGGGAAAUGUAUAGUCAGUCUAAAAGCAAAGCCACAACUUGGUUACUGCUCAGCUACUGAAGAAUCCCUGAGAAAUUCCAGAGGAGAUAAAUCUCAGAGUUCUUUGCAGCAUUUUCUGGUGGAAAAUAGAGUAAGAAAAUAGUGGGUUCUUAAAAGGAGGAACAGGAGGAAAACAGAAAAGGGAGGGCUGAUGGAUGAGAGUCCAGGGGCCAAGUGAGUUAUCAAAAUGGUCUGCAAACCACUUUGGAGCUGAAGCAGUUCUUGAUGGCUUGGACUGCAACUGCAAACCAGGGAAUGAAAAUCAGCCUAGCAAAUAACAGCUCUUUUAGAAGAAGCAGAAGAGUUCAGUUCCAGAGAAUUUUUUUCCAGCAUCUGAAGACAGUUCUGCCAAGCUGCUCUAACAGGUUAUGCUGAAGUCAUUCAAGUUUCAGAGCAGUACUUUGUGGAGAUAUCCACAGUGUUCAGAAUCAGGGCACAUGGCUUUAGCCCUCUAAUCCCAAAGCCCACUUCAUGCCAUGGUGGAGUCUCCAGGCACUAAAUCUGUUUUGCUGAUCUGCAUUGGCUGCCUCCUUGACUUCUCAGCAUGAAGAAAGAUAACUGGAAUAAGAAAGCUGCACCCUCCUUUGCUUUGGCUAUUUUUGUCAUGGCACAGCUAAAGAGGAAGUACAGUGCUUUCUUCUUUUUAUCUGGUGAGGGAAUUUAUUUCUGUGAUUCUGUGGAAUUUGUGGCUUUUUGCCUUUGCAAUAUCGUGCUAGUAAUGCAUAGUAUGUCUAGCUUAAUAAUCUUUGAAAGGAAGCAAGCUCUGUCUGUUUCACAUAAACAGUUAAUGGCAUUGUGGUAAUUUUACAGUUCUGUCUUUUCCCACAUAAUAUAGAUUCAGCUCUCUUCACUGUAAUCACUAUACAUUGAUGGGAAUGUGAUCAAGGCAGGAAAUGCCAGCCAUUGAUCUGUACAUAUAUGCUUGGCAAGUCAUAUAAACUCUAUUUAUUAUUUUUUUCCUGAUUAAAACAUUGCUGUAGUGAUCUUUAUGUACUUCAUAAAAUAUUGGGAAGAUGCAAGCUGGCAUUCAUCUAGGAAAAGGUACUGGAGGGGGAUCCUGGUAUGAUUUAAUUUGUCCUUUUUCUUCCCCAAUGAACAGCUCUGUAACCACAGUUGGGGUUCUGAUGGGUCCCAUAGGGUCAGUGCAGCUUUAUUCCAGAUUGGGAAUGGACAUUUAUAGAUCAUUAACCAACUCAUUCUUCAAGCCACAGUACAUUUCAUAUGAGUGAAAUGAAGCAGUCAAAUGUGUACAGGACUUGAAAGAGAUUUUGGAGUAUAAGCUUUGUGGACACUGGUUUUUCACUAAAAGAUGUUCUGGAAUAUCAGAAAAACAACAAUUCAGUAUACUACUUCUUUAUUUUGCAGUAUAAAUUGUAAUUUCACAAACCCUUAUUGCAAUCACAGAGGAUAACCCAUCUGCCCAGUCACUGACAAGCUGUAUCCCCAGUACAGUAGACAGUAAGUUUUCGGGAAAGAAGUCUAUAUUAUUUACCACAAAAUACCCUUAUGUUUGUC